AUGGCAGCUUUCCAGCAGCAGCAGCAUCAUCACCACCAGCGGUUGCAGCAGCAGCGUCUGCCCUGUCAGCCGCUUGCCUGGCCACCGUCCGUGCCUGGCGCUGGCGUCAUGUUGCCACCACUGUCCAGCAGCAGUAGUAUGCAACAACGGGGCACAGGGCCGCCGCAGUUAACUCCACCAGCACCACCACCGCCGCCGCCGCCGCUACUGUCUGGGUCAGGAGCGGCUGCGUACGGUCAAGCACCGCCGGCACAGCCUCCCAGUUUCUUUGCCAGCCCGCUGCACCACGCAGCGUUGAUGGCACCACCACACCCGCUGCCCAAUGAACGCUUCGCGGCACCACCAACGCCGCCAACGAGCGCACCGUCCCACGGCGGGCAUGCCUUCAAUUUCUUCAAUGCCAAGAUGCUGCUCAAUUGA
This is a messenger RNA of Drosophila mojavensis, 420 nucleotides long. RefSeq names its product formin-like protein 14. Lineage: Eukaryota; Metazoa; Arthropoda; Insecta; Diptera; Drosophilidae. The record is from RefSeq and is a predicted model, not a curated record. The transcript has a single exon. The coding region runs from base 1 to 420 and encodes 139 amino acids.